GGGCGGGGCGGGGCCUCGUCGGCGCCGUCAAGUAGCCGGGGGAACUGCCGGCGCGGCUCGGAGCGGGUGGGCGGCCGAAAGGCCGGAGCCGCGCGGUGCAGCACCUGGAGCGCCGGCUGCGUCUGCCCGCAGCGCUGCCCGCCAUGCACCCGCCGCGCCGGGCUGCGCUGGGACUCCUGCCGCUUCUGCUGCUGCUGCUGCCGCCGCCAGCGCCGGGGGCCGCCAACAAGCCGACGCCCUGCCAGCGGUGCCGGGGGCUGGUGGACAAGUUUAACCAGGGCAUGGUGGACACCGCAAACAAGAACUUUGGCGGCGGGAACACGGCCUGGGAGGAAAAGACGCUGUCCAAGUACGAGUUCAGCGAGAUUCGCCUGCUGGAGAUCCUGGAGGGGCUGUGCGAGAGCAGCGACUUCGAGUGCAACCAGAUGCUGGAGGCGCAGGAGGAGCACCUGGAGGCCUGGUGGCUCCAGCUGAAGAAUGAGUAUCCCGACUUAUUUGAAUGGUUUUGUGUGAAAACACUGAAAGUGUGCUGCCUUCCAGGAACCUACGGCCCUGACUGUCUUGAGUGCCAGGGCGGGUCCCAGAGGCCCUGCAGCGGGAAUGGCCACUGCAGUGGAGACGGCAGCAGACAGGGCGACGGGUCCUGCCGGUGCCAUGUGGGGUACCAGGGUGCGCUGUGCGCCGACUGCAUGGAUGGCUACUUCAGCUCGCUCCGGAACGAGACCCACAGCUUCUGCACAGUCAGGACCGGCCUCUCACAUUCUUAUACCCCUCGCCGUCUCUGUCUCUCGGACAUUGGCCACGCGUGGAUCCAUGGCUGGAGCACACACCCCCAGCCAGGCUACAGCUCCAGGGUGUGGACAGAGUACGCCUUCUCUCCAGCCUGCGACGAGUCCUGCAAGACGUGCUCGGGCCCGACCAAUAGAGACUGCGGCGAGUGUGAAGUGGGCUGGGUGCUGGAGGAGGACGCCUGCAUGGAUGUGGAUGAGUGUGCGGCUGAGACUCCUCCCUGCAGCGCCGCGCAGUUUUGUAAGAACGUCAACGGCUCCUACACGUGUGAAGAGUGUGACUCCAGCUGCGUGGGCUGCACAGGGGAAGGCCCAGGGAACUGUAAAGAGUGCAUUCCCGGCUAUGCGAGGGAGCUCGGACAGUGUGCAGACGUAGAUGAGUGCUCACUGGCAGCAAAAGCAUGUGUGAGGAAGAACGAAAACUGCUACAAUACUCCAGGGAGCUACGUCUGCGUGUGUCCCGACGGCUUUGAGGAGACGGAAGAUGCUUGUGUGCCGCCGGCCGAGGCUGAAGUCACAGAAGAAGAAAGCCCAACACAGCCGCCCGCCCAUGAAGACCUGUAGUGCGCAUCGAGCGAGAAGUUAUUAACCUGCCCUUUAAGUUAUUGAGAAGGACGUCCUGUGGGAACGAGGCCUGCGGUGGAGCUGCCUGCUCUCGGCGGUGGGUUCUCACUUGGCCCUUAAACAGCUGCAUUUCUUGGUUGUUCUUAAACAGACUUGUCUAUUUUGAUACCAUUGUUUAUAAUAAAAUUGACCACUGAAGGAAGUCAGGAA
Messenger RNA from Callithrix jacchus (white-tufted-ear marmoset), 1562 nucleotides. It is a transcript of the gene CRELD2, whose product is annotated as CRELD disulfide isomerase 2. Gene Ontology annotation, molecular function: calcium ion binding. Lineage: Eukaryota; Metazoa; Chordata; Mammalia; Primates; Cebidae. The record is from RefSeq and is a predicted model, not a curated record.